This is a messenger RNA of Amyelois transitella, 681 nucleotides long. RefSeq lists its product as uncharacterized. The record is from RefSeq and is a predicted model, not a curated record. Lineage: Eukaryota; Metazoa; Arthropoda; Insecta; Lepidoptera; Pyralidae. The coding region runs from base 1 to 681 and encodes 226 amino acids. The transcript has 2 exons.
AUGAACAAGGACUUAAGUGCUGGAGCCCCGCUACAAGGAUCGUCAAAAAUGGCACAAGGUACGUCUAAUACGGAUUUAGCUGCUAUCGCUCUUCAAGCCCGAUUACCGGAUUUUUGGGCUGAAAUGCCACGUUUAUGGUUCGCGCAGAUUGAGAGUAUCCUUUUGCCUCAAAAGCAAAGUGAUGGAGCCAAUUUUGAUGUAGUGGUAGCAAAAUUGAAUCGAGAUGCAUUGCAACAAGUUAGUGAUAUUGUAUUGUCGCCACCUGAAGCUAAUAAAUUUAAGGCCAUUAAAGAACGUUUAUUACAAGUUUAUGAAGAAAGUGCGGAACGUCAGUUUCAAAAAUUAGUUGGCGAGAUGGAAUUGGGAAUGCAAAAACCUUCUCAAUUAUUGCGGCGUAUGCGUGAAUUAGGACAAAAAGCGCAAGUUUCCGACCAUACAUUGCAUAAUUUAUGGAUUGCUCGUCUGCCAUCAUCCGUGAGAGCUGUACUCACAGUAAGUCAGGAUCAAACAUUGGAUAAUUUAGCGAAGAUUGCUGACAAAAUAAUGGAAAGUGUACGCAGUUCUGAUAUCGCAGAAAUCAACAAUACAUCUUCAGGGAGUACCCAGUUUCCUGUUAAUGAUCUGUUGACUAAGAUGCAUAAAUUACACCUGGAAGUAGCAUCCUUGCGUGAAGAGGAAUAG